AUGACUGAUCAGAAUAUAAUUAAUCUUCGUUCAGCGGACCCGUUCGCCGAUGUAACCGGGUCGAGUGCAUCAGAUAGUGGCGCUACUGGUGGUGCCGGUGGUCAACGUAGUUCUAAUUUAAUUCAUAUUCGUAUUCAACAACGAAGUGGAAAAAAAACCUUAACUACAGUUCAAGGUAUUGGUGAAGAAUUCGAUAAAAAACGUUUAUUACGUGCAUUCAAAAAGAAAUUUGCUUGUAAUGGUACAGUUGUUGAACAUCAAGAAUAUGGUGAAGUAAUUCAACUUCAAGGUGAUCAACGAACUAAUGUAAGCCAAUUUCUUAAAGAAAUUGGUAUUUGUCAAGCUGAACAACUUAAAGUCCAUGGCUUCUGA
Rotaria sordida is the source of this 372-nucleotide messenger RNA. The record is from the annotation of a GenBank genome assembly. NCBI's taxonomy places the organism in Eukaryota, Metazoa, Rotifera, Eurotatoria, Philodinida, Philodinidae.